Molecule: messenger RNA, 318 nt
Organism: Jaculus jaculus (lesser Egyptian jerboa)
Lineage: Eukaryota; Metazoa; Chordata; Mammalia; Rodentia; Dipodidae
Product: beta-defensin 125
Exons: 2
Coding region: 1-318 (105 amino acids)
Biological process (GO): innate immune response
Cellular component (GO): extracellular region
Source: RefSeq, a predicted model, not a curated record
AUGACUCUCCCAACGCUGACCUUCAUUUUCUGUGGGUUGUUGACUCAGAUGACCGAAGCUGGCCUGGUCCAACGUAGAUGCUGGGACAAUAAUGUAGGAUACUGCAGAGUUCGCUGUCUGGAUAAUGAGAGGUACAUCUUACUUUGUGAGAACAAGAAGUCAUGCUGCAUAACGGACACAUAUUCAAAAGUACAUAGUCAUCAACCUGGUUCACCAGGUGUCCCAGUUGUAUCAGGUUCACCAGGCUCAACAUUUCAAGAAACUCCUGGGUCGACUAUACCGCCAACUACUGAGGGUUCUAAAACACCAAUCCCUUGA